Nannizzia gypsea CBS 118893 is the source of this 3198-nucleotide messenger RNA. RefSeq lists its product as hypothetical. Lineage: Eukaryota; Fungi; Ascomycota; Eurotiomycetes; Onygenales; Arthrodermataceae. The transcript is spliced from 6 exons. The coding region runs from base 1 to 3198 and encodes 1065 amino acids. The record is from RefSeq and is a predicted model, not a curated record.
AUGAGAAGAAUACAAUGGAGUCACUGGACUCCAAAAACAAUAUGGAAAGCUCUGGGGAUUGAUAAACGGACCGUGCUUCAGAUGUUGAAGGGCGGUUUACCCCCGACAAUCGUUAUAGCAAUGUACCAGUCUAAUGUAGUGACGGGGAUCUCACAGAACUACGGUUUUUUGUCCGCAAUUAUUGCCGUGGUAGCUCAAUGCCUUCUGCCUCGGGCAAGAUUCACUAAAAUCAUGCUAUUUUCCCUCAGUGCAUUAUGUGUUUCAGCCUCGAUAUGCUGUCUAGGAGUAUAUUGUGUAAUCAAAGCAAGGGAACACACGACGGCCCCUGGGAAACGAGCAGGCGGAUAUAACGCCAGUGCCUGUGCGGUAGUGGCUAUAUGGUUCUUAUUUGCAAUAUGGCUGGUGAACUCCAUCCGUGCAUUCAGACCGAUAGAGCUGCAAGCACCGGCUUCAACGUUUUCCAUGUUUAUUGCGAUUACCAUGACUAGGGCAGGGGUGGUAGUCUCGCUCUCGUCUGCUCUACAGGGAAUCAAGAGCUUGCUUCUUGCAUUUUUGAUUGGCUUUGCCGUCUCAACAGGUGUUUCGCUAUUCAUCUUGCCCACCACAAGUCGGGGUACUUUAUUCCAUUCCAUUAGAGGAUAUCCUGCGAUAGUGAAAGAAAUACUGGAUAGCCAGAUAGCAUUCGUGAAAUGCAGUGAAGAAGAGGGCCCAUGGCAGCUCACGCGGCGAGCAACUAUAGCUCGUCGAAGGACGAAUACAUUUCCCAAGCCACGCGGAGUGAAGAAGAAGAAGGCAAAUAAAGAAAAAGAGCUUACAGAGAGCGAAUCGAAAGCUGCUCAGUUAAAAAAUGGAAUCCGAGACCUCUCAUCGAUCCACUCUUCCGUCUAUGCAGAAUUAUAUUUUGCAAAGCAAGAGAUUGCCUGGGGUAGACUCACCGCAGAAGAUCUCGAGACUCUAUUUUCUCUGUUGCGUUCGAUCUUGCUUCCUCUUUCUGGAAUUGCUAUGCUUCCAGAGGUGUUUCGGAAGUUAACUAAAACCGUGGAGGCUGCGGAUAUAGCAGAGGUUCAUGUCACUGAUUAUGGCUAUAGGCCAGUGGUUGGGGGACGCCCGCCUCUAAUGCCUAGUGAGUUGCAGUAUGAAAUACCUGAGAUCACUGAGCACUUUGUGCAGCCGCUUUGUGACAGGCUGGAAACAACCUCUGGUCUUGUAGAAGCUGGGUUCCAACACGCUUUUAUAACCUUACGGUUAACAAAUCCGCCCAAAAAGCAUGGAGCAUCUUCUGGUACUCGCGAUGAGGAAACGCCCGAAGAGAAAUCUGUACCCGGGAACCCCCAUUUUGUUGCUGGAUUCGAACAGAGAUUAAACGAUUACUUUGCCCUGCGGAAGCGCCUACCGGAAAAGUGGGCAACGCUCACUGCCUUUGCCCCUUUUCAUGAACGAGGUAGUAUUGCGCAGGAACCACGUACUAUUCAAAAGGAGUUCUUUGUUCUCCUAUUCAUUAGCCACCUGCAAGAUAUCCUGCUUCAAGCCGUACUAGAUCUGGUUUACUUUGCAGAAAGCAAAGUUGCUGAUGGGACAGUAAAAUCAAAACGGCUUCAAUUCCCAAAACGAGAAUACGUAAAGCAAUGGUUUUUUGCUAGUGACCCAGAAGAGAAUGGCGAUGAUAAAAAAAGUAACGCACCAGAGAAAAAGAAACAAGAAACGGAUAGCCAUCGCCCAAAAGGACAAGAUCCUUUGAAAUCUCGGUACCCUGAUCCAGAGCAUAUGCCUCCCACAAACAUUUGGCAGAGAAUUGGCCGUGGAAUCCGAGCCAUUUCCCACUUCCUUAGUUCCGAGCAAAGUUCGUUUGGUGUUCGAGUUGCAAUCGCAUCAUUUUGUGCUGUUAUACUUGCAUACCUGCCACAAACUCAGGAAUUCUUCUUUCGGAUGCGAGCCAUUUGGGUUGUCAUUGUCAUUCUCAUUGCGAUGAACCCUACUAGUGGGAAUUCACUCUUUGGCUUGAUGGGUCGAUUUAUAGCAACCAUCUUAGCCACUAUCCUCGCACUCGUUGUCUGGUAUGUGGUUUAUGGGAAAACAGCAGGCGUCAUUGUGUUGACGUAUGUGGCCAACUGUCUCCAGUAUUAUCCUUAUAUCAAAAACCCAAGAUUUAUCCCCCCUACUAUUAUCGGAGUAAUUACUUUCAACCUCAUAAUAGCCUUUGAACUGCUGUCUCGAAAACUCGGGAUAGAAAAGGUAGAAUCCUCUGGCCUACCAUAUUACCCAGUAUAUCUAUUUGGGCCAUACCGAUGUAUCGCUGUCAUUGCAGCCUGUGCAAUUUCUUACUUCUGGGUGGUGUUUCCAAGCCCAACCUCAGCUGGAUCCCGAGUCAGGAAAACGCUAGGUAGAAGUCUCUUUGUCCUGGCAAACUUUUAUAGUUGCAUGCAUACCUCAAUAGAAGUAUGGAUAAACCAGGAGCAGGGGGAUAUAAAUGACAGCCAGUCACCUGGCCAGCUCCUCGACCGCGCCAGGACUAAGUUGUUGGCAGAGGAAAUGGCUCUAUCAAAGAGCUUAAGGGUAUUCAGCGAUUUCACGCGGUAUGAGCCUCCAAUUGGGGGCCGUUUCCCGAAAGAAACUUAUGACAAUAUUAUUUCUGCCAUUCAAACCAUCCUUACCAGCAUGGAUUUGAUGGCAUUCGCAACUAGAAACCUUGAGCGUAUGUCAGGGCACAGCUCGGCCACAGACGCGGCUGAUAAUUUGCCUAACACUAGAAGGAGGCCCAGCAUGAGCACUACAUCACGGCAUCAAAUCGUCGAAGGAGAAAGAUGGAUCCAGAAUCUGGCUGAGGCAGCUAACUCGCCAGAAUUUCGCUCGGGAGUUAUCACCUCUGUGUUAUACCAUCUAUCAGCUGCUGUUACAAACAGCCUCUGCCUACCACCAUACCUAGCUCCUCCACACCCUUUCCCAUUAGCACGGAGGCUGCGGUACAUCAACGAAGAUUUGUUGAGAUUUAGGAAUGUGGAGAAUCCCUCAUUCGCCGCUAUAAUUGCGAUUGAGGUUUUGAGUUCCAUGGUGAGCUCAAAUUUAAAAACGUUGAUGAGCGAUGUCAAGCGACUUGUGGGGGAGCUCAACUUUGACGUCUAUGUUCGAGAACACCGGCGCCAGGUGCGAGAGGAGAGACAGCACUCGGGUGAGACAGACGAGAGUGCAGAGGGAGAUUGA